Messenger RNA from Eubalaena glacialis (North Atlantic right whale), 3371 nucleotides. It is a transcript of the gene TRHDE, whose product is annotated as thyrotropin releasing hormone degrading enzyme. Gene Ontology annotation, cellular component: cytoplasm. Bases 1 to 3204 code for a protein of 1067 amino acids. NCBI's taxonomy places the organism in Eukaryota, Metazoa, Chordata, Mammalia, Artiodactyla, Balaenidae. The record is from RefSeq and is a predicted model, not a curated record. The transcript has 19 exons. Gene Ontology annotation, biological process: peptide catabolic process; proteolysis. Gene Ontology annotation, molecular function: metalloaminopeptidase activity; peptide binding; zinc ion binding.
AUGGCCCUGGACGGCGAGCGGGGGGAACAAGAGGAGGAGAAGAAAAAGAAGAAGAAGAAAAAGAAGAGGAAGAAGAAGAAGGAGGAGGAGGCGGGGGCUAAGAAGAGCAGCUCACCCUUCGCGGCCACGAUGGGGGAGAACGACGCCGCGCUGCGGGCCGGCGGCAGGGGCCUCUCGGACCCGUGGGCGGACUCCAUGGGGGUGCGACCCCGCACCACAGAGCGCCACAUCGCUGUGCACAGGCGGCUAGUGCUGGCCUUCGCCGUGUCCAUCGUGGCGCUGCUCGCGGUCACCAUGCUCGCGGUGCUGCUCAGCUUGCGCUUCGACGAGUGUGGGGCGAGCUUACCGCCCGGCGCCGACGGCGGCCCCGCCGGCUUCCCGGCGCGCGGCGGCAACGAAAGCCUUCCGGGUUCGGCCCGGCGCAACCACCAUGCUGGCGGCGACUCCUCGCAGCCCGGGGCAGGCGGGGAGGCCAACCCUGAGACCCCGUCCGCCCGGCCGCCGUCGGAGGAGGCGCGGGAGCCGUGGCAGCCGUGGACUCAGCUGCGCCUGUCGGGCCACCUCAAGCCGCUGCACUACAAUCUGAUGCUCACCGCCUUCAUGGAGAACUUCACCUUCUCCGGGGAGGUCAACGUGGAGAUCGCGUGCCGGAACGCCACUCGCUACGUCGUGCUGCACGCCUCCCGUGUGGCGGUCGAGAAGGUGCAGGUGGCCGAGGACCGGGUAGCCGGGGCGGUCCCGGUGGCCGGCUUUUUCCUCUACCCGCCAACCCAGGUCUUGGUGGUGGUGCUGAAUAGGACCCUGGACGCGCAGAGGAAUUACAAUCUGAAGAUCAUCUACAACGCCUUGAUCGAGAACGAGCUCCUGGGCUUCUUCCGGAGCUCCUACGUGCUCCACGGGGAGAGAAGGUUCCUUGGUGUUACUCAGUUUUCGCCUACACAUGCCAGAAAGGCAUUUCCUUGUUUUGAUGAGCCAAUCUACAAGGCUACUUUCAAAAUCAGCAUCAAGCAUCAAGCAACCUAUUUAUCUUUAUCCAAUAUGCCGGUGGAAACUUCUGUGUUUGAGGAAGAUGGAUGGGUUACGGAUCACUUUUCACAGACCCCUCUCAUGUCCACGUAUUAUUUAGCCUGGGCAAUUUGCAACUUCACAUACAGAGAAACUACCACCAAGACUGGGGUUGUAGUACGCUUAUAUGCAAGACCUGAUGCUAUCAGAAGAGGAUCCGGGAACUAUGCUCUCCAUAUAACAAAGAGAUUAAUAGAGUUUUAUGAAGACUACUUUAAAGUGCCCUAUUCCUUGCCAAAACUAGAUCUUUUAGCUGUGCCUAAGCAUCCGUAUGCUGCUAUGGAGAACUGGGGACUAAGUAUUUUUGUGGAACAAAGAAUACUGCUGGAUCCCAGUGUGUCAUCUAUUUCUUAUUUGCUGGAUGUCACCAUGGUCAUUGUUCAUGAGAUAUGUCACCAGUGGUUUGGUGACCUCGUGACUCCUGUGUGGUGGGAAGACGUGUGGCUGAAGGAGGGAUUUGCUCACUACUUUGAGUUUGUUGGUACAGACUACCUCUACCCCGGGUGGAACAUGGAAAAACAGAGGUUUCUGACAGAUGUUCUACAUGAAGUGAUGCUGCUUGACGGCUUGGCCAGUUCCCAUCCAGUAUCACAGGAAGUGCUACGGGCAACAGAUAUUGACAGGGUGUUUGACUGGAUCGCAUAUAAAAAGGGUGCUGCUUUAAUUAGAAUGCUGGCUAAUUUUAUGGGCCAUUCAGUAUUUCAGAGGGGUUUGCAAGAUUACUUAACUAUUCAUAAGUAUGGCAAUGCAGCCAGAAAUGAUCUCUGGAAUACACUAUCAGAGGCUUUAAAAAGGAAUGGAAAGUAUGUAAAUAUACAAGAAGUAAUGGAUCAGUGGACACUCCAGAUGGGUUAUCCUGUUAUCACCAUCUUGGGAAAUACAACAGCAGAAAAUAGAAUAAUAAUUACCCAGCAACAUUUUAUUUAUGACAUCAGUGCUAAAACUAAAGCACAUGAACCUCAAAAUAACAGUUACCUGUGGCAGAUCCCAUUAACUAUUGUGGUAGGAAAUAGAAGCCAUGUGUCUUCAGAAGCAAUUAUUUGGGUGUCUAACAAAUCAGAACACCACAGAAUAACUUCUUUGGACAAAGGAAGCUGGUUACUGGGGAACAUCAAUCAAACUGGCUAUUUUAGAGUCAACUAUGAUUUAAGGAAUUGGAGAUUAUUAAUUGAUCAAUUAAUCAGGAACCAUGAGGUUCUCUCUGUCAGUAACCGAGCAGGUUUGAUCGACGAUGCCUUCAGCCUAGCCAGAGCUGGCUAUUUGCCUCAGAAUAUUCCCCUGGAGAUUAUCAGAUACCUGUCUGAGGAGAAGGAUUUUCUUCCUUGGCACGCCGCCAGCCGAGCUCUUUAUCCUCUAGAUAAAUUACUGGACCGCAUGGAGAAAUACAAUGUCUUCAAUGAAUAUAUUUUAAAGCAAGUUGCAACAACGUACAUCAAGCUUGGUUGGCCAAAAAGCAAUUUUAAUGGAUCUCUUGUUCAAGCAGCCUACCAACAUGAAGAGCUACGUAGAGAAGUUAUAAUGCUAGCAUGUAGUUUUGGCAACAAGCACUGUCACCAACAGGCAUCAACGCUUAUUUCAGAUUGGAUUUCCAGCAACAGAAACAGAAUACCACUAAACGUUAGAGACAUCGUCUACUGUACAGGAGUUUCACUACUAGAUGAGGAUGUCUGGGAGUUCAUAUGGAUGAAAUUCCACUCCACCACGGCCGUUUCUGAAAAGAAAAUAUUAUUGGAAGCCUUAACUUGCAGUGAUGACAGGAAUUUAUUAAAUAGGCUUCUAAAUCUAUCACUGAAUUCUGAGGUGGUGCUGGAUCAAGAUGCAAUUGAUGUGAUAAUCCAUGUAGCUCGAAAUCCACAUGGCCGAGACCUUGCCUGGAAAUUUUUUAGAGAUAAAUGGAAGAUAUUAAAUACCAGGUAUGGAGAAGCAUUAUUUUUGAAUUCCAAACUUAUCAGUGGAGUUACAGAAUUUCUUAAUACUGAAGGUGAACUGAAAGAGCUAAGGAACUUCAUGAAGAGCUAUGAUGGAGUAGCUGCUGCCUCUUUCUCAAGAGCCGUGGAAACUGUCGAAGCCAAUGUACGCUGGAAAAUGCUUUAUCAAGAUGAGCUUUUCCAAUGGUUAGGAAAAGCUCUGAGACACUAAUGUGUGUCUCUUAAAAACAAUUCGACUCAGAAUUUUGUGAGAAGACCUGCUUUGUGUGAAAUGAGGAAAAUGGCCAGAUUUUCAGUGUUAACGUGUGGGAGGAAAUUUUUUUUUUUAAUUUUUGGUUUUGGGGGAUUUUUUUGUUUCAUUCAUUCUGUUUUGUUUCU